GCAGCUAAAGAUGGCCACCGCGACGGUAGCGGGGCUUGAUGCCCACAGGAUGGAGGAAAAGAAGUUCGAAUAUUUCUCCUCCAUCAACUCCAUGGCAAAGAAAAUAAUGCAGGAGAGGGAGAAAAUCAAAGAGAAGCACGGCUCGUCCUGGGAGAAAAUGACGCCGCAGGAGCAGGACAGCGCUAUCGACAACUGGAUGAUGGAUCCCCAUAUUCGAGCCCGAUACGCUAUGCAUAGAGUUGACCGUGACGAAGUGGUCUGUUAUCCAAAACUGCUCAUUCAGACUGGUCAGAAGAUAGUUCAUUUCGGAGAGGAGGAUAUUACCUGGCAAGAUGAGCAUUCGGCCCCCUUCUCAUGGGAAACCAAGAGUCAGCUGGAGUUCAGCUUGACAUCAGGCUCUGCAGACCAGGGGAUCUGUGCUUCGCAUGCAGACCCAAAGUCUGCAAAGGCUCCUCAUGCCAAUCAGCAUGGAACCAAGGUGUCUGUCAGUGAGGGCCGGAGGCCAGAAGAAGAGUCGUCUUUCUGGAAGAUCAGUGCAGAGAGGUCCAGGCUGGAGGGGGAGCAAGCUGACUUCCAGUCUCUGACUCCCAGCCAGAUCAAAUCCCUUGAGAAAGGGGAGAAAUCCCUCCCCUCCUACCUCCGACAGGAGAGCUCUGUCACCUCAAAGGAGCCUGAGGCAGUAGAGUCCCAUCCUCCACCUCCUACCAGGGCCACAAAGCAGAGAGCACCCAAACCUCCUGCUCCCCCGCCCCCUGCCCCCACUGCUGUCAGUGCAACACCGGCGUCCAUCUCCAUCUCGCCAAACCCUGCCCCGCCUGUCAGCGUGUCCUCGACAGUGGCGGGAUGGGAGCGAUCUCAGAGCACCUUACCGUCGGUCAGCAUCACCGUGGAUGAAGUGUUCUCCUCCAACAUGAUGUCAAAGCCCUCCAACAUCCCCGCCAGUGUGGAGAGAGAGAGAGAGGAGGAAGUUUCCCCCAACAGCCCCACCUUUUCCCAGUUCAACACAAGCAGCAGCAUCCUGAAGACUGGAUUCGACUUCCUAGACAACUGGUAAACCACAGCUGAGACCAGUCACCGCUCUGAAUGAUUCAUCGUCAUCAUCACUCUAAAGAAGGACCACACUGCCAUGACUACAGACAUCCACAUCUAGAUUUAAAGAAACAACAGUCUUUAGAAUGACCACAUUAUGUUCUUGUAAUUAUCUCCAGUGGCUUGUUAAGACAUUAUCUCACCACCUGUGUGCUGGUGUAUUUUCCCCCCAUUAGAAGAGCCCCCUCUCCUCACUGACAAGGGUUGAAUCUUCUUAAAUGUCAAACACCCCUCUGCCCACUAAAUGUAGAGUAAGCAGGGAAUGAACCUCACAGAAUGUGCACGCUGUUCCUCGCUGUGCAUUCACACUGCAAUCAACUUGGUUGAAGGGUCCCACAGUUUCACAGAUUGGGGAACCAUGAUCAAUGAACUAUGAUCCCAGUCCCACUUAGCACCUCAUGCUCGUUGGGUACGUCCGAUAGCUAUCAAAUAGCAAAAAAAAAAGAAGUGUAAAUGCAACCAAAAGAGACUGACUUAGUUGUUAGGUAGCUAGCUAAACUGUUAUUGUCGUAACCAAAGGUGCAGAUCAUUUUUGGAGGUUCAUUAAACCACCUUUUGUGCUGACCCUCAUUUGCAUGAAGCCAGGAAAAACCAAGACAGAUGCCAUCAGGCACAUUUUGAUAUGACACAUUUUAAGUGACAAGUGCAAAUGGGGCUGAUGCUCCUGACUUACUUUUUCCUGCUUAAUGGUACAAUGUUUAUCCAGUUAGCCACAAUAAUAAAGUGAACUAAAAAAAAAGCAGGAAACCCUAUA
Messenger RNA from Seriola dumerili (greater amberjack), 1843 nucleotides. RefSeq names its product chromosome unknown C1orf198 homolog (gene cunh1orf198). NCBI's taxonomy places the organism in Eukaryota, Metazoa, Chordata, Actinopteri, Carangiformes, Carangidae. The transcript has 6 exons. Bases 11 to 1054 code for a protein of 347 amino acids. The record is from RefSeq and is a predicted model, not a curated record.